AUGGAUCUCUUCUCUCUGCGAGGCCGAACUGCCCUAGUAACUGGAGGCACCCGUGGCAUCGGGCAAGCCAUGGCAAUUGCGUUAGCAGAAGCAGGAGCCGACAUUGUAUUAGUUCAGCGAGAUACCAGUAACCUCGGCACAAAGGAGCAAAUUGAGAAGUUGGGCCGCAAAGCCAGCAUUUAUACGGCCGAUCUAGCUUCACAACCGUCUGUUGCCAAACUGGUGUCGACCGUGAUCGGUGAUGGCCAUGAUAUUGAUAUUCUGUUGAACUGCGCCGGGAUUCAACGGCGCCAUCCAAGCCACAUCUUCCCGGACGAAGACUGGGAUGAGGUCCUCCAAGUUAAUCUGACCACUGUUUUCACUCUCUGUCGUGACGUCGGGGCAUACAUGCUCACCCGCACACCAAAUACCUCAGGACAACGUGGUAGUAUCAUCAACAUCGCAUCACUAGUUUCAUUCCAAGGAGGUCUCACUGUACCUGCCUAUGCUGCAGCCAAGGGAGGCAUCGCACAGCUAACCAAGGCCCUGUCCAACGAGUGGGCGUCCAAGGGAAUCAAUGUUAACGCCAUUGCGCCUGGGUACGUUGCGACAGACAUGAACACGGCGUUGAUUCAGGAUAAAGAGCGGGCGGCGAGUAUUCUAGCGCGUAUUCCUGCUGGCCGCUGGGGGAAUCCAGAUGAUUUUAAGGGAUCAGUGGUGUAUUUGGCCAGUCGGGCGAGUGCGUAUGUGAGUGGUGAAAUUCACACAGUGGAUGGAGGAUGGAUGGGACGGUGA
This is a messenger RNA of Penicillium cataractarum, 774 nucleotides long. RefSeq lists its product as uncharacterized. Lineage: Eukaryota; Fungi; Ascomycota; Eurotiomycetes; Eurotiales; Aspergillaceae. Gene Ontology annotation, molecular function: oxidoreductase activity, acting on the CH-OH group of donors, NAD or NADP as acceptor. The record is from RefSeq and is a predicted model, not a curated record. The coding region runs from base 1 to 774 and encodes 257 amino acids. The transcript is spliced from 3 exons.